This is a messenger RNA of Exophiala oligosperma, 2466 nucleotides long. RefSeq lists its product as uncharacterized. Bases 418 to 1758 code for a protein of 446 amino acids. Gene Ontology annotation, biological process: septin ring assembly; endoplasmic reticulum inheritance. The record is from RefSeq and is a predicted model, not a curated record. Lineage: Eukaryota; Fungi; Ascomycota; Eurotiomycetes; Chaetothyriales; Herpotrichiellaceae. Gene Ontology annotation, cellular component: endoplasmic reticulum membrane; cortical endoplasmic reticulum; perinuclear endoplasmic reticulum. The transcript has a single exon.
GAAAAACCACCACCACUCGCCAACCGUCGUCCAUCAUCCUCGCACUUCCUCACCCUCUUCCCUGCUCUCACAAUCUCGUGAAGUGCACGCGACAUCUCCGCCUUCUGCCGCUCCUUCUGCCUGCAAAAUCUGUCAACUCAUCCUUAUUUCUUCUAUCCAUUCCAGCAUCCCUCUGUCCGGCCCUCAGACCAGCAAAAUUCCUCGUCGAACAACCCCCGGAAUGACAUGUGAAAAUCCGCGCCUCGACAAAACUGUGAUUUCCUGGAGACCUGUCUAACAAACAAGGCUGCGUCACACCAUCCGACUGUUUACGUCCUAUGCGAUCAACUGCAUAUUUCUUCCUUCUCACCAUCGAGGAUUUCAGCGAUUCUGCGCUCCUUCACUGAACGAAGACACGAACGUUCCUUCACCGACCGAAUGUUCCUCCGAGCCAUCUCCUCGUUGUUCUUCCUCACGCUCAUUAUUUUACUGGUACCCCUCACUUUCGAUAUCGGCGGACGCGAUGCUGGCCUCGGAUUCUCUCUGUCGGUCGCGUCGUUCUACUUCUUCCUCUCGUUGUUGCGCAUCUCGACUCCAGAAAGUUCUACAGUCAGGAGAACCUUGAUCAAUAUACUGCGAAGUCUACAAUGGUUGAUCAUACCCAGCCUGUGUAUCUGGGCGCUGGGAAGAUUCUCCGUCGACGCGAACAACAGUGGCCGCUGGGUGGAAAGAACCUUCAGGAACAAAAAAGGAUUUCUGGACGCACACAGCAGUCUUUCUGACGCUAUAUUUGGCCCGGAAGGCUUGAUCGAGAACGUGACGGUUGGUGGAUGGGACCUGCUCUUGCGAUGGUCAUCUCCCUUCUUUCAGUUACUCGAGGGAUUUUGCAGUCUGCUGGUCAUCCAAGCCGUUGGCCAGUUCUCCAGAUGGCUGGUCAACCGGAGCGAAUGGAGUGAUGCCUGGCUUCUGACGCUCCUGGUAUCGGCCGCUGGGGUGGUCUCGAGCUCAGUCUAUUUUCUAUGGAGAGUCUUGCAAUUUCCCGACAUCUCGAACAUAGAUUCGACCCUCAUCGGUAUCGCCAUCGCGUCGGCCAUCUUCCUCUGCGCGUACGGCGUCGUUUCAGGUCGCGGCACUGCGAUGGAGUCGUCUCUGUUGUUCGCCUACAUUGUCCUCUGCAUCUACCAAAUCUUCACCGACUAUAAGCCGAAUGUCCCAGUCGAUGCGGGCACCGCCUCUUCAGCUCCCGAUUUCCCACCUUUCCCGCCCAUCAUCAUGUCCUCAUACACGGCCCUGAUGCAUGCCCUGUCGCAGCUACCAGAAGCUUUGGUGACUGCUUUGGACUUCACCGUGGCAGCAUUCCGAGCCGUCACUCCUUCUGUCCUCAUCUCCCUCGGAUACCGCCUCUUUGUGUUCUAUGCCUCGACUCGAAUAAUCCCAGCUGUCAAUGAAAGUGGUGUCCGAGGCCUGAGCAUGGAACCGAGUCUGGACGACAACGAUGCCGGAAACCGCUUCCUUGCCUUCCUCUCCUGGUUCUCUCCGAGUAUACUGAUUGCAGUAUACACUAGCCUUCUGAUGCAGCAUUUCGCGACCACAAUUGGCGGAUACUCUCCAGGCCUCACAGAGUCAAUCAGUGCCUGGUGGAGCGGAAAUGGCCAACCCGGGGUCAACGGCAACGCAUGGAAAUGGGUGAAUUUGGUCAUCACCAUGGGCCUAUAUGCGGUCGAACUAUGGCUGGGCAAAGAAGAGGACAUUGAUGGAGGGCAUUGGAAGGUUGAUUGAAAAAGAGGAUGCCAAAUUUCCGAAGAUCUGGACCCAGCAAAUGAUCAUGAAUUCAAAUGAUCCAACACCAUAAACAACGGCACAACGGCCGUUGUCGUUUGCAUAUUUGGAAAGCAGUCGGUGCGAACAAAACAAUCCCGAAUCACGACCACCCCAGGAAACAGGCUGCAUUAAACAACUAGCAAGUGUGAGGACUGAGUGUGACUUCACAACACGGUAGAUGAUGAGGUAUACGAUCCCGCGCAAGCACAGUUCAAGAGUGGAAGGGUGGAAAUGAGAAGAAAGCAGACUCGAUCACAAAUUCUCUUUGUGAGAUGCACUCAAAAGCUCAUGCGGAACCAAAACCAUCGAAGUGGUAGGAAGGCGUGGUUGGAAGGAUAGAUAGAUAGAGAUGGGGGUUUUUCUUUUGCCCUGAGCGCAUGAGCCGAAGGAGUCAGGAAGCGAAGAGCGAGCUCGGUGACGCGGACACACAAUGAGAGCGGAAGAUACGGGGAUGAUGAAGUUGACUAGGCUGAAAGCAACAACUUACACAAAUGUCGGGUUGAAGAGAUACUCUCUGUACAGUUCGACUUUCUUCAUCAAUCAAAAGAGGACUAGGACAAGCAGAACGAAAGAGAACGAACGAUCGAAAAAGGCAAAACAGAGAUAAUGAAUAAUCAUUUCAUACUAUGAGACGAACGAAGACAAACGCCCCUCGCCCCAGCUGUC